GUUCUUGGAAACCGCACCUCUCGCCUCUGUGGUUCCCACCCAAACAAACGAAGCUCAGCUGGAUAUUGUGUGUGUCCUCUGAAACACGUAGCAGCUCUGUCUGUUGUCAGCCGGUCUGUCAGCCGGACACAUUUCCAGAGGAGGAGCUCCAUCCUCUGUAAACCACAGACGAUGUUUACCCCCUGUGUCUGUCACCGUAUCUAACCUGCUCCUGGUUUCAACCAUUGCACAACAACUGUAUCGGCUGGGUGUAGCUAGCUAGCUGGCUCUGUACAGUCUGAGCCCGGACACACACACACACACACACAGCAGUCAGGCUUUUAUAUUUGAGCUGAGCUGGGCAGAGAUGACGAGCGGUUUGGUGACAGGCUUUUCUUUAAGACAAGUGUGGUAGUCACGGAAGACCGACCCGGUUCGGUUCCCGGUGCUGAGGAUUCGUUGAGUCAAGCUAGCUCCAAGCACACUGACCAGUCCACCUAGUGGCCUCACAAGUGGACCGCCCCUGGCCCGCACUGUUUGCUGUGCCGUGGCCUUGUCUCACCUUUUCCAGACACUGUUAAUAUGACUGCAAUGCGUGUGGAUGCCAAAGUGGUGAUGCUAGGAAAGGAGAGCGUGGGGAAGACCAGCUUGGUGGAGAGAUAUGUUCAUCACCGCUUCUUGGUCGGGCCCUAUCAGAACACUAUCGGCGCAGCUUUUGUUGCCAAACCGAUCCAGGUGGGAGAGAAAGUGGUUACCCUGGGAAUAUGGGACACAGCGGGAUCAGAGCGCUACGAAGCUAUGAGCAGAAUCUACUACAGAGGAGCCCGGGCGGCCCUGGUCUGCUAUGAUCUGUCUGACAGCAGCAGCUUCCAGCGAGCUCGGUUCUGGGUGAAAGAGCUGCAAAACUGUGAAGAGCACUGUAAAAUCUACUUGUGCGGCACUAAGAGUGAUCUGAUUGAUGGAGACCGGAGCUUGCGCCAAAUCGACUACCAUGAUGCUCAGGACUUUGCUGAAGAGAUUGGUGCACAACACUUUGAGACCUCCAGUAAAACAGGAAAGAACGUGGAUGAGUUAUUCCAGAAGGUUGCUGAGGUUUACAACAGCACGGCCUUCCAGUACAUGACGGCAGAAGAAACUGGCGUGGACUUGGGCCAAAAGAAAGACUCCUAUUUCUACACCUGUUGUCACAACAACUGAUGCAGAGCAACACGAAGGGAAACAGAAGUGGUCACCGUCUCUCAGCUGGAGUCAAACCUGGCUGGGGGUCGGAUAUCUCCGCUUUGGAUCUGGAAUCCAAAUCACAGAAGGAAAAGAGGUCAAACAGUGCUGUUCUUUGUUAGAUAUGUUUAUUUCUUUUGUGCCAUAAGGAACAAAAGGCUGCAAGACUAUGGAGAAGGAUUUGCUACAGCUGCGACUGUUUCUGGGUGGGGAGGUAUUUAAAAAAACAAAAAAACACUUCCACCUUUUCCCUCAGUUAUGUCCUGUGUUAUAUCCCCACAUCAGCUGGUCACUGUAGCUCUGAGCUGGACCACAUCAUGGGAGUGAACCUGACGUUUUAGUGACCUGCAGUGGUGAGGAAGAUCCUCUCGAACCCAGACUGGCAGAGAAAACUUGAAUGAUGCUGUUUAUUGAUGUGGCGAGUACAGACAGUGCUACAGGGUGGUGAAUGGUUUGUUUACAGCAGUUCAUUUUUGUUUACAUCAAACUGUUAUUAAGCUCGUUGUGGAAGCCAAUCCGUUAGGCCUGCACAUCUUCAAUGACGCCUACACAAAUGUAGUGAAGACGAGGACGUAUGACUCUAAGGUCCUCAGUCGUACUUCACUGAAAUGAACCUUAACGAAACAUUUGCAAAUCUGGUAUCUUGAUCUUUAUAAAGGCAUUUAUAUGCACAGUAGAAAUGACAGGACCAUGCAUGCGUCCAAAAUGAGCUUUCUAGAGCUUUGGCUCGCUACUGUUUACCACAGCUUUUACCAUGUGACCGCUAUGGAUGUAAUAAGAGAGCUGAGGCUGGGCAGUCAUGGAGCCUUCCUGCUAAUUUCUCCCCUCUGGCUGCUUGUGACACUGAAUUAGACCAGGGUUAUCAAAGAGAAGUCUGUCAAACUGUGGACAGGAUACCCACAACUGUUCACGCUUCUUAUUAUGACUUUUUAAACCAAAAACACGAGAAAUAUUUUCAAAUCUUUAAAGCCGUUUUGUGUGAUGCCCUCCCGAUGUAAAGUCUCUGGGGUCAGCGAGACAAACACUGAUACUUGAGCAGAGGGCCCAACAACACAGACGCAAACCAGGAAGCUACAUUUCUCACAGACAGUCCGGCUCUUGUAACACAUCCAUGCUGACCGUAUGCACAACACACAUCUAAGUCUUUGGCAGCAAAAGCUAAACUGACCGGGAUCGUUUCUAAAUUUAAACUCUAAAUGUUCUGCUUUGUACUUCUGAAUGGAUGUGACACAUUCAGAGAUAUGACUAUUCAUUUCUGGUAGUGAAGCGAUCCUUCAGCGCUCUACCCACUAAUCUAAGCUUCCCUCUGCUGUGAUGAUGAACCACCGAUUUAACCAACACAGGAAGAAGCCUUGUGGCUGAAUGGGGUAACAUUGUACAAACUGUCAUCUCUCGAUGUUCUCAGAACAAUAUCUCCAGCUCUAUUCAACACUCAAGCCUCUAAUUUAUUGCCUUUUUUUUAUUUUAUUUGUGCUGCCAGAUGUUGGAAAAUAAACAGACGCCAUCUUAGUUUUCUCCAUGUUGAUGCUCUGAUGCGUUCAUGUUCUGCGUUGGAUUGUUUUGAUGCACAAUAUUUUUUAAUGCAGGUUGUUAAAGAAACUGGUGUAAAAUACAAAUGUUCUGUAAAAUUAAAAGGUUAUUGAAAGAAAA
Molecule: messenger RNA, 2847 nt
Organism: Pleuronectes platessa (European plaice)
Lineage: Eukaryota; Metazoa; Chordata; Actinopteri; Pleuronectiformes; Pleuronectidae
Gene: rab24
Product: RAB24, member RAS oncogene family
Exons: 9
Coding region: 562-1176 (204 amino acids)
Molecular function (GO): GTPase activity; GTP binding
Source: RefSeq, a predicted model, not a curated record